Messenger RNA from Vicugna pacos (alpaca), 989 nucleotides. The record is from RefSeq and is a predicted model, not a curated record. NCBI's taxonomy places the organism in Eukaryota, Metazoa, Chordata, Mammalia, Artiodactyla, Camelidae.
CAGCCUGCGCGGCUGCUGCCUGAGGCCCAGCCGCGGUGGGCCGCUACUGGCAGCGGCCUCCUGCCCACCCGCUCGGGGGACCUCCUCUGUUGUCCCCUCAGCGGCCACUCCGCUCAGCGCACACCCCCAGGCCUCCUGUCAGGGCAGCCACCUCGGUGGCUACCAACAGUACCGUCGCCGCCGCAGCCGGCCGCGCCGCGGCCGAGGUAACUGCCAUGUCAACCUCGGGGGAUGGAGAUCCGGCCUCGGGCGGCCUGGACGGCUCCACGGGCGCGGAGGGAGCGCCGGCCGGAGCGACCAGAGCCGGAGACGGGGCAGACCGCGGCUCCGGGCCCCACGGGGACCACGACGAUUCCGGGUCCCCCCCAGGCGUCGCGGCCUUGGAGGCCAGGAGGGCCGCGGGAGGCCCGGGGGAGGCGGCGGGCCUGGUAGCGGCCCUGGAGGGCGGGAGCUCCGAGGAUGACUCAGACAUCGGGCCGGUCCAGGACGAGGACGGGGAGGAGGAGCCCCCGGAGGUCCUGGAGGUCGAGGUGGACGCUCACCAGUUCCCCAUGGUUGGCUUCCGCUUCGUGUUCCUGGAGCUGGUGCAUUCGAUGCUGCGCCGCAUCCACCACAACGACCACGUCCUGGUGCGGCCCCGCAGCGGCCGCGUGGUGGUGCGGCCCAGGGCCCCCUCGCCCACGGGCUCAGCCAUGCUCCCCGUGCCCCCGGCGCCCGGGGGGCCGGGAGAGGGGCCCGCGCUGAAGGCCCAGGAGCCCGAGGAGCCUGAGGACCCCGACGAGGACGCCUCCUGGGAGACCCCCGAGGAGGGGCCGGCGGAGGAGGCCGAUGAUGAUAUCAGCGUUUGGGAGAUGGCAGAAGAGACCAGCACUCCUGAGGGUAAGGAGCCGGCCGGGGUGCGGGGGCUGGGGGCCCAGCCUGCGGGACCCCGGCUCAGCGGGGCCUUGGCAGCUGAGGCCGUGGGAGUCAGGGAGCCCUCCACCAACUGA